Molecule: messenger RNA, 950 nt
Organism: Saccostrea cuccullata (small rock oyster)
Lineage: Eukaryota; Metazoa; Mollusca; Bivalvia; Ostreida; Ostreidae
Product: cell death abnormality protein 1-like
Exons: 6
Coding region: 22-726 (234 amino acids)
Source: RefSeq, a predicted model, not a curated record
CCUCAUUCCUUUGAAUGUGUCAUGAGGUUUAGUGAUUCGAAAUGGAUUUAUUUCUUAGUAAUUCUCAGGUUUUGCAUGAUAGCGACUGAAGAAAUAGGCGGUUCAACAUGUUGUCAGAAAACGUACCCUCAAAAAAGGUGUGUUUACAAUUACUUUCUGGACUUUGACAAGACCUGUAAAGAGUGCCCUCCAGGAACAUAUGGAUUGAAUUGCAGUCAGAAAUGUCCAAGUAGCACUUAUGGACAAUUUUGUUCAAAAUUGUGUCAAUGCCCCCCUGACAGAUGCGACAGAACACAUGGGUGUGAAGACAUAGUCCUGGAGAAGGAGGAAAACUCAGGGCUGUGUGUUUCUAAAGAUGGUGAGAUUCAGUGCUGUUUGAGCUUUUACAAGACAAAUAACACUUGCAAAGUCUGUCCAGCUGGGACGUAUAACAAUAACUGCUCCGAUCCCUGUCCGCCUGGAUACUAUGGAGAAUUAUGUUCCAAAGUAUGUGACUGUCCAAAAGCUUCAUGUGAUAAAGUACAGGGGUGCAUACAACAAGCCUCCGUGACAGAGGUCCCAUUGAAUAUGAUCAUCUUUGCAGGAAGCAUCACCCUUGUCUUCCUCUUAAUAAUGACUAUACUUAUCAGAAAGUAUUCUAAAAUUCAAAGUCUCAGAAGACACGCACCUGUUUCCAACGAUUUGACAGCAAUGGAUGUGGCAGUUUAUUCAGAGGUGAAGGAUUAGAUUUCAUGUGUAACCGACAGAAAACAGUUCUUUGCAAUCAUUUUCAUAAUAAUUCUGUAACAAAUUUUAAAAAAGUACUUUUGAUUAUUAUGUAUGCAAAUGUAUGUUACCAUUGAAAAAGAGCAAUCAAUAGGAAAAUAGACAAAAUGCAAGGAGACCUUUUAAACUAAAAAAGCUAAUUUUUUUUUCACGUUGCACCCUCAAGAUGAACAAUGAUAUUUUAU